UCAAUUCAUAUUUCUAAACACACACGAUUAUAUCGUUUUCAAUAAACACAAUUUUACAACUUCUAUUUUUUUUCAAUUAAUAUUUUAAUUUCCUUUUUCGAAUUUAAAAGGGCAAUAUUAGUACUUCUCAGCUUAAACCCUCUCCUUCCUCCCGAACCCCUGUGUUACGUCGUCUCCACCUCGCUGCCGCCCGCCUCCUCCUCCGCCGCCGUGUUUCGGAAGAAGUAGGCUGUAUCUCGAUUUUAAACUCAAGAUUAAUAGUAUGGCCAGGGCUGAAGGUGAUAUCAAAGAACCGAUGAAUGAGCAAGCCAUUGCAAAUGUGUAUGCUUCCAUGAGGAACGAAAUCAACCAAAUCUACUCCAAGAUCACCGAGCUUGAAAUGGAGGUCAGCGAGCACUCCCUCGUGGUCAACGCCAUAAAACCACUUGAUCCAUCAAGGCGAUGCUACCGGAUGAUUGGAGGUGUCCUUGUUGAAAGAACAAUCAGAGAAGUUCUACCAGCUGUGCAGAGGAACAAGGAGGGUCUUGAAGAGGUGAUUGCUCGGCUCAAUGAAGCGUCCGAGAAGAAGAAAAAGGACCUGGCCGAAUUCGAGUCCAAGUACAAAAUCAGAAUCCGGAAGGGCGAUGGUGAAAUGAAGGAUGAAAGUAAGAAGGAAGGGAACGCGCAGGGCGUCCUCGUUGGCCCUGCCGGAUCGAAUUAAUAGCAGUUGAAGGUUAUAUCUAUGGGUGUGCUGCUUGUUAAAAAUCUUGAUGCUUUUCUUGGGUUUUUUUUUCUGGUGUUUUGGACUUGUGGUUGGGUCAUGAUCAUGGGUUGAGUAGUUUAUCAAAAUUACUACACUUCUUAUUCUUA
Molecule: messenger RNA, 849 nt
Organism: Salvia splendens (bonfire salvia)
Lineage: Eukaryota; Viridiplantae; Streptophyta; Magnoliopsida; Lamiales; Lamiaceae
Product: probable prefoldin subunit 2
Exons: 2
Coding region: 263-700 (145 amino acids)
Biological process (GO): protein folding
Cellular component (GO): prefoldin complex
Source: RefSeq, a predicted model, not a curated record